Penaeus monodon (black tiger shrimp) is the source of this 1439-nucleotide messenger RNA. It is a transcript of the gene temp, whose product is annotated as protein prenyltransferase alpha subunit repeat-containing protein 1-like. Gene Ontology annotation, biological process: protein prenylation. NCBI's taxonomy places the organism in Eukaryota, Metazoa, Arthropoda, Malacostraca, Decapoda, Penaeidae. Gene Ontology annotation, molecular function: protein prenyltransferase activity. The record is from RefSeq and is a predicted model, not a curated record. Gene Ontology annotation, cellular component: cytoplasm.
AUGAAGCCGAAACUGACAUUCAAAGUAGACGUUACCAACCUUCCGAAACUCGAACGCACAAGAUACCGGAACCACAACAAACUUGCAGACUUUUUCUUGGGCUUCUCUCACACUUCGGGAUUUCCUCUUUCGCUCUGUGACAGCCUUAUUUACGUCACUGACAAGGAUUUAACUCUGACCACCAUGGAAGAUGUAACGUGUGAGAGAAUCAUGAAAAAAAUAGAUGCAGUUUUGAGUCAAGACACUCUACUAGAUGAGUUUGACAUUGUCUUUUCCUUGGGGGAAGUAAACCGGUCUCCUGUUGUCCAUGUUGAGCACAAGCUAGGUCUGGAGUCAUGGUGUGUCAAACAUGUCUAUGCUUAUGCGUAUGCCAAGAUCAUGGGAUCAAAGCAGAACAAGAGACGAGAGGAUCCUUCACAGGUACUUCGUUGGACCCAGUUCUGCCUUCUCAUUGCCCCAGAAGUUGCAACCUUUUGGAAUCUGCGCAAGGUUCUGCUGGGCCAGGGUGACCUGAGUGCCAACCUAGAGCUACACUUCACCAGGCUUAUUCUCUCACGAAAGCCUAAGUGUAUGGAGGUGUUCCAGCACCGUAAGUGGAUGUUUAAAAAUGUUAUAGCAAAGGUAAUUCCUCAGCAGGCAAAUGGGGCCAAUGGUGUCGAUCCAGAGCAUCACAAUGGCAAUGGUGUUGUUUUCCACUCGGAACACAUUGAGAGGUUCCUGUUUGCUGAGUUGGACCUCUGUACUUGGGCAGCUAACAAACACCAGAACAAUUAUCAUUCUUGGAAUCACCGAUUAUGGGUCAUACAGCAGUUCGCAACAUAUGUGGGACUUGUGGAUGUUUGUCGAGCAGAGUAUGAGGAAAGCCAUAAGUGGAUAAGCGUCCAUGUUAGUGAACACAGUGGACUUCACUACUUGCAGUAUCUACUUAAUUUUGAGAAUGUAAGUGAAAUUGUUCCAUAUGUGAACUCAGUCACAAAACUAUACCAGAGGGAGCUGGACUUUAACCGAGACCUGAUUGAAGAAUACGAAGACCAUGAGGCACUCUUCUGCCACCGACGUUUCUUGCUAACACGCCUGAGAGAUCUCCUGUGCUCCUCACCCCAAAGAACAUGUUCCCCUCCUCCGCCAGCACUCAAGAGGUCAUGUGUUGAAACUGUAAACAGUGAGUGGAGUUCAGUCCUUCUUGGAGAACACUUUCUGAUAGAGAAAUGUACUCAGAAGAAAACAUAUCAGAAAACCCUAGGAGAGAAGCAUGCUCAGUGGUUAAAUAAUGUCAUAGGCAUUUGAUUCCCUGUAUUGAAGUAGCUAAGCAGAGGUUGUCAUUUUAGGCAGCAUUAUAUGCAUAGUAAUUUUCAUAUUUUUAUAGGAUUUGUAAGGCAUAUCCAUAUCUCCCUCAGAAAAAAAAAUCCAUAGAAUUGAUUGCUAUACUGGGGAAGUGU